AUUCUGAGUUACUGGUUGAUGCAGAAGUGUUACAUUUUUCAAUAUACAUACGUGACAUAACCUAAAAAUGUUGACGUUUACGUUUUAUUUUUAAAGGUUAUGUCUAAAUUUGAAAACGUGCAUUUGUUGAUAAAUAAAGUUCCGGUAAAGUUCUUUUUAGUGACAUAAUGGCACGAAGAGGCAAAGUAAAAUAUAAAGAUGUAGUCAAAAAACCUCACAUGUCCCAAAAGAAAAGCCAGAAGAAAACAAAACCACGAAAAACAUACAGUUUAUAUUCAAAUAACUCGAACAAAAGUAAUAUACAAAAACGAAAGUUUGUACCUCGCCAAUCGUCAUACGAACCUGAACCGAAACAGCAAAAAAUAGAAAGAAACAUUCCACGCCAAGAAGAAGAGUCGUCUGCAUCUGAAGAAGAUGUAGCAGAUUUAGAUAAUCUUUUAAAUACUUUUAAGGACCCCAAUAAAAGUAAGAAAUCUCUGGCUAUUGAUAGUAGUAGUGAUAGCGAGUUAGAGUCAGAAGAAAAUGAGGCUUUAGUUGAGGAAGAAGACAUCGAAAGUGACUUAGAUACAGAAAGUGAAACUCGGGAAGUAAGAGAUGAUGAAACUCUAGAAAAUACUGAAGGUAAAAUUGAAGAAAGUGAUGGAGAUGAAGUAGAUGAUGUAAAAAUAGAAAUAAAUGGGAAGGAAGAAGAAGAAAUUGAUGAUAAUGCAGAUCCAUAUAACAAACAUGUUUUGUUUGAUCUUCAUGAUUCAAUGCUAGAUUCCCUACAAAGUAGUCCUGUUUCUACUAAUAAUUCUACAGAAUCUUGGCCUGUGCUUGGUAAUUUAAAUAUUCAGAUACCUAAAUGCGAUAAUAUAUCUUCUGAAGAAACUGAACAAUUUACGAUAGCAGAGAAAAAGAUUUAUGCACCAGAGGGAAUGGUUCCUAAAAGGAUAAAACCAUCAAAUUUGAAUGAUUUACACAUUAAAACCCAAAUUAUUAAUAAUUUACUUAAAGUGAACAAGACUGUAACAGAUAGUGAACACUUUACUCCUCUACAAGGAGAAAUAUUUGCUAUAAUUAACAAUUAUCAGGAUCUCUAUUAUCCUGAAAGGACGUUUAGUAAUUCAGAAGAAAUUAGAUAUACUUACUGUGUACAUGCCGUGAAUCAUAUUUUAAAAACUAGGUUAAAAGUGAUACACCACAAUUCUAGGCUGACGAAAAAAGAUGAAGUACCUGAAGAGUUUAGAGAUCAAGGUCUUGUAAGACCAAAGGUUCUAAUAAUAUUGCCAUUCAAAGAUGCCGCCUAUAAAACCAUACAAAUGAUAAUAAAUUUAAUAUUACCCGAAGACAAGGGUAACGUAAUGAAUAAGAAAAGAUUCCUAGAGGAUUAUACCGGCAACGAACUGUUUUUACCUAAGAAAAAUCCAAAACCCGAAGAUUACGAACAAAUUUUCCAUGGUAACACGCACGACGACUUCAAAAUUGGUAUUACGGUUACCAAAAAAAGCUUAAAGUUGUACGCAGAUUUUUACUCGUCAGACAUUAUCUUAGCUUCACCUUUGGGACUCAGAACCAUAAUAGGAGCCGAGGGCGAAUCGGAACGAGACUACGAUUUUCUAGCUUCCAUAGAAUUGCUUAUAAUGGAUCAAACGGAAAUAUUUCUGAUGCAAAAUUGGGACCACGUCAUUCACGUAUUCAGCCACAUGCAUUUGCAACCCAAAGGAUCGCACGGCACGGAUUUUUCUAGGGUGAGAACUUGGAGCCUGAACGGCUGGGCGAAAUAUUACCGCCAAACUUUGAUAUUCUCCUCAUUAAAUUUGCCCGAAAUCAACGCCGUCUUCAACAAAAAAUGCCAAAAUUUCGCGGGCAAAGUUAAAAUCGUCAAUCCCAUCAAGUUCGGCAGCAUAAGUCAAGUGGUGGUUCAAAUUCCGCACGUGUUCCACAGAUUCGAAGCCAAAAAUGUCGCCGAUGCUAUGGACGCGCGAUUCGACUUUUUCGUUAAUAAAAUUUUGUCGCAACAGAGGGAGCCGUUGAUGAAACAGACGUUGAUCUUCGUUUCGAGUUACUUCGAUUUCGUUCGAUUAAGGAAUUAUUUCAAGAAGGAAGAUAUCGGUUUUGUGCAGAUUUGCGAAUAUUCGAAGGAAGGUAAAGUAGCUCGAGCUAGGGACAUGUUCUAUCACGGCGACGCCCAUUUCCUUCUAUACACGGAACGUUUCCAUUUUUUCAACAGGAAAAGAAUAAAAGGCGUCCGCCAUAUCGUUUUCUAUCAGCUGCCGAUAUUUCCGCAUUUCUAUUACGAAUUAUGCAAUUUGAUGCAAGAUGCCAACAUGAACAAGAAAGUGGGCAAUGCGUCAAAUAUGACAGUCACCGUUAUGUAUUCCAAGUACGACGUUUAUCAGUUAUCGGCCGUUGUGGGGACGGAAAAAAGCGCGAAAAUGGUGCAGUCUGAUAGAAACGUUCAUAUGAUGGUCACGGGGAAUGAUUGAACUGACAUUUGACAGUUGAAGUUGACAUAUUUGUAGGAUUGAAAUAAAAAUCAUGUAAAAUAUCGUUUUGUAAAUAAAAUGUAUUUAUAUGUUACAAGUUGUUUGACAUUGAUCUUAUUUUCAAAACAAAACUAAUAAUCGAUAAUGUUUGUUCAAAUCUAGCGGUUUUGUUUUCUAUCGAUUGCGAUGUCUUUUAGUUUGGAUUUAACUGAUUUUAGAGCGCUUCCACACCAAUACUAUCCGAACAACAAAAAAGAGAUAUUUAGUUAGAUUCUUCGAUCAUAUAAACAUAAAAUAUGUAACACCCUGUACAACAAAAAAUGUUUUGUUCCAUUAUCUCUAGAAUAUUUCGGCUAAUGUUGUUUAUCCCAUAGAAAACAGGCGGGUAAAAUAAAAAUUAAUAAAACGUCUGAACAGCAGCAUAUAAGUACCGUUUUUUUAAUAAGGAAUUCUGUGUUUGAAUACAAAUUCCUUGUUAAAUACGGAAUUCCGCAUUUUAACAAAGUAAAUAUUAAUUUCCUAUUUCGAACGCGAAAGUCUGUUUAAAUAAGGAAUUCUGUGUUUGAAU
Psylliodes chrysocephalus is the source of this 3036-nucleotide messenger RNA. The record is from the annotation of a GenBank genome assembly. NCBI's taxonomy places the organism in Eukaryota, Metazoa, Arthropoda, Insecta, Coleoptera, Chrysomelidae.